This is a messenger RNA of Salarias fasciatus (jewelled blenny), 769 nucleotides long. It is a transcript of the gene mrpl30, whose product is annotated as mitochondrial ribosomal protein L30. Gene Ontology annotation, molecular function: structural constituent of ribosome. The record is from RefSeq and is a predicted model, not a curated record. The transcript has 5 exons. Gene Ontology annotation, biological process: translation. Gene Ontology annotation, cellular component: mitochondrion; large ribosomal subunit. Lineage: Eukaryota; Metazoa; Chordata; Actinopteri; Blenniiformes; Blenniidae. The coding region runs from base 234 to 710 and encodes 158 amino acids.
UUUCCGGUCAGAACAGGCACACUCUUGACGCUAAUGUUACUAUCGUGUCUUUUUGCUUCGUGUUAGCUUUCAAUGGAUGAUUUAUUUGAGCAACUGGGUAACAUGAAUUGAAAUAUUCACACGCUUCUCAUAAACCGUCCGUAAUCUUGCCUCCCGGAGCUGUUUUGUUGCGGUCUGUGCUGUAACCUUGGCGUGCAUGCUUCGUUUGUAGCCGACCAGAAUAAAACACAAAUAUGUCAGCUGUGUGUCGAGGACUCUUAUCGGCCAAGAUAGUCACAGAAGCCACAGUUUUGUCACCUUGCACCUGGUUUCUGUCCACACGCAGCAAAUUUACCAAAGCAAGAGUCCCAAAGGAGGUUUUUACGGAGAGAUCGGCUGAGCACGAGAAGUACGGCGGCGAUCCGGAGCAGCCUCAUAAGCUGCACAUCGUGACGCGCGUCAAAAGUGUAUUGCGGAGGCCGUACUGGGAGAAAGAUUUAGUCAGAUACCUCGGACUCCAUAAGGCCCACACUCCUGUAAUCCACAAAAACACCCCUGCAGUGAAUAAUCAACUGAAAUUGGUGAAACACCUGGUGAGGAUCCAGCCACUGAAGACGCCCUACGGACUCCCUGCUGAGGAGGACAUGGCCGACACCUACAUCAACAGCAGAGGAGAGCUCAUCGUACGCCGCCUCCUCAAACCUGUAGACCACAAGCAGAUUGAAUCUUAGCUCCGCUGUCGCGUCACCGUCGUUAAUAAAUGUCAUAGAAAACCCGUGCUGUUGCUGUU